Molecule: messenger RNA, 597 nt
Organism: Rangifer tarandus platyrhynchus (Svalbard reindeer)
Lineage: Eukaryota; Metazoa; Chordata; Mammalia; Artiodactyla; Cervidae
Source: the annotation of a GenBank genome assembly
AUGACUCCUCCCCCAGCGGCUGAGGCGGCGGCGGCGGCGGCCUCGGGCUCCCGUCACUCCUGCCGGCGGGGCGUCCGCGUCCCUGUCCGCGGUGACUCUGUUCGGCCUUUUCUGGCCCAUUGUGUCCGUGUCUCUUGUCCCCGUCCGGCUGUCUCUCUCGACCCGGGUCUCCCGGCUCCUUCCCUCAGGGCUCGCCCAGAGGCUCCCCCCCGCGCCUCCCCGUCCCCCCCCAACCUCCCCGGCAGCCCGGACGUCUUGCCCACAAACGGGCGCGCGUUCGCAGGCCAGCCCGGCGCGACCGCUACCCCGGCGGGCACCACCCCUGCCCCGGACUCCCGAUGCCCCCCGCCUUGCCGGCGCCUGGGCGCGGCGGACAGCCACUGCCGCGCGCGCACGCCCUCGCCUCGCGCCGGGCCGGGUACGGAGCCGGCGCAUGCUCCGGCCGCCCGGCCCGGGGUGUCAGCGCGCAUGCCCGGAGCCGCGGCCUCGGAGCCCCGCGGGCGCCGCGGGUGGGCAGCCGGCGCCGAGGCUCUGCGGGGGCGGGGCCGCGCGCGCGCGUGCGCAGACGCGCCGGCGCCGGGGCGCGCGGCGAGCUGA